AUGGAGAACGGUAGACACGUGUCGAACCAGGAAUUGAAGAUGCCGGGGAAUGGGAAAGUGAGGUCUGCAGAUCACGGUGAUAUCCGGUUGUCCAGUCAUGACGAACAUGACGCUGGCCCUUCAACACUUACCCACGAGACGGACACCACCGAGCGUGCGAUAAGCGGAGACGGCAACCCGACCGAUGCACGAAAUGAUUCCGACAGCGCUACGGUCGAACAUGAUACGAAUGGAAGUCACCAAAAUGGACAGAUAUCUGGAUCGCCAGAGCAAGGCCUCGGCAUUAUUCUCGAACACACGCAAAGGGAGGGGAACCAGACCCAUCGGACGUCUGUUGUGGAUGUUUUCGGAGGACAAAAGGCCAAGGCUGCUUUGGCGGAAAUUGCUGAAGAUAUGGCGAAACAGCCAGCGGAUGACAAAGAGAAAGUCCUGAAACUCUCUCCGGAGAAGAUCCAGGAACUUACAUCUUCGCCUGAAUCUAUUCCGUACCGUGCAGUGGCACCGGAACCCAACAACGGAAGGAGGGUGGCAUCGGAGAGUACUCAUUCGAAUGGUUCGCAUAUCAGACCGGAGAUAAAGGCUUCGAUUUUGCAGGCUCUCAGCGAGGGUCCGCCACCUGCAGACAAGAUUCGGCCCAUCAAGGAUGUUGAUAUUGAUGCAUCUGUGCCCGCGAGCCCGGUUUCUACACGCAAUACCAGCAAUGCACCUUUGCGGAAUCGCCCGCAUCCAUCGCGAAUAUUUUCCACCCCUGGUCUCUCGCGACGCCCAGCUUCUUCUACACCCAAUGAUGACCGACUCACCCAGACAUGGGCAUCGCGCUCGAAACAAGAUCGACUGGAUGCAGACAGAGAGUUCAAAGAUCUAAAGAGUCAACUCGCUCCAUCUCCGCAGAUCCCCGAGUCGCCUCUCACGUCACCUGUGCCACCAGCUAUCCCUCUACCUCCUGUGUCCAUACCGACCUAUCUUCAACUGGAGCUUGCAUCCGGUCGUCCAUCGCCUCUGUACAUUCAUCGCUCCUCGACCGCCGAUUUCCCUUACGAAUCAUCCGGCGCAAAAAUUGAAAGACUGCUGAAUGUCUUGCUUCUUCCAAUGCAACUAGAGCAGGUUCUCUGUUUUGGAACGCUCGCAUGUCUCGACUCAUGGCUCUAUUCGUUCACGAUCCUCCCUCUUCGCUUUGCGAAGGCUGUAUAUAUGCUAUUUGAAUCUUGGGUGAUGAAUAUCGAUGCUGAGAUGAAGUUUGUUUGGAAAUUUGUCCUGAAUGGCGUUGGUCGGGUGUGGCGAAGGAGGAAUCAGCACCCCGCCGAGGGUCAUGGUGAAAGGCGCGAGAGCGAGCCUGAUGCUACCCCUCGCAUACCGAAUGGAUCAUCCACCGGACAUGACGCGACACCGAUUGAUCGAGAAGCUAGACAUCGGCACUCAGAACCCUCCAAACGGAAACACCGGGCGUCUGAAUCCCGCAAACAUCAUCGGAGGAAGAAGUCGAUGCCGUCGGCCUUGCUACCAGAUGACAAAGCGGAUAUUUUGACGGGUCUGCUCAUGAUUACGACUUGUUGGGCUUUGAUGUAUUUUGAUGCUAGUCGGAUGUACCACUGGAUUCGUGGGCAGGCAGCGAUCAAGCUGUAUGUUAUUUACAACGUGCUGGAAGUGAGUGAUCGACUUUUGGCGGCCCUCGGUCAAGAUGUCCUCGAGUGCCUGUUCUCUCGGGAAGCCCUUGAGCGUCGUCCCGAUGGACGUAGCAAGAUCUUCCGUCCAUUCUGGCUGUUCUUGCUGGCACUGAUAUACACCGUGGCACAUGCGACGUCCCUUUUCUACCAGGUCAUGACGCUGAACGUGGCUGUGAACUCAUACUCGAACGCACUCAUCACGCUGCUGCUAUCCAACCAGUUUGUCGAGAUCAAGUCGACUGUCUUCAGGAAGUUCGAGAAAGAGAACCUUUUCCAACUUACCUGCGCUGAUGUCGUGGAACGGUUCCAGCUGUGGCUUAUGCUCACAAUCAUUGCCUCGCGCAACAUCGUUGAGACUGGUGCUUUCAACUUCAUCGGCGACCUCGGGUUGGGAUCUGGCUUUUCUAGUCAGUCUUCUACCAGCACCAACAGUACGCCUCUGUCCACGCCUCCACGAACUGCAUCGUCCAUUUUGCCUCAGUCUUUCACAUUCUUCCCAUCAUCCAUUCUGUCGUCUUUCAACAAUGUCAACUCCUUUAUCCCAACUUUGGCCCAGGUCCUAGGACCCUUUUUGGUUGUCCUGGGCUCCGAGAUGUUCGUGGACUGGCUGAAACAUGCAUACAUUAACAAGUUCAAUAACUACCGCCCUGCUCUUUACGGCCGGUAUUUGGAUGUUCUCGCCAAAGACUACUAUACGAAUGCCUUCGGUGACCACAACCUCACCCGUCGCCUUGGCCUCCCCGUCAUCCCCCUCUCCUGUCUGUUCUUUCGAGUCUCGGUGCAGACGUAUCAGAUGUUCCUAGCCUCUCUACUGCCUCAACACCCAUCCUCUACAGCAAUGGGAGCGACCUCCCUAUCCUCCAUUCACGACCGCUACGCGACCCUUCCCCUCCCGUCAGCACCGCCUUUGACCCUCCGAACCAUCCUCCCCGCCUCGGCAGCACACAUCAACUCUUUCUUCCGAACCCUGCUUGAAAAUGCCAUCCCAUCACCUGCCCAAUCCGUCCAAAUCUUCACCGUCAUCCUCCUUCUCACCGGCUUCAUCGUCCUACUAAUCCUAAAGCUUCUCCUGGGAAUGGUCCUCCUCGCAUUUGCUCGCUCCCGGUACAAGAAAAUGAAAGCGACGGAGCCAGAAGUGCGCAAGUCCUCGCAUUCAUCGUCCCACCAUCAACCACCCGCCGAAACUCCCGCGCGCAAAGACGAGUUCACAGUUGAAGGAAGUCGUCGCGCUGGGGGUUGGGGUAUGGUUGAGGUUGGCGAUGAGAAGCGGAGAUGGAUCUAUGCUGAUGAUCCCGAUGGUCUGCGGCGUGUUAAGGAGAAGGAGGAUAGGGAUAGAAAUAAGGAUAAGGACUUGAAGAUUGAUCAUGUGCACCGGUAUGAGAUGGUUGCGAAAAAGAUAUGGUGA
Messenger RNA from Penicillium cinerascens, 3069 nucleotides. RefSeq names its product TAPT1 family protein. Gene Ontology annotation, biological process: maintenance of protein localization in endoplasmic reticulum. NCBI's taxonomy places the organism in Eukaryota, Fungi, Ascomycota, Eurotiomycetes, Eurotiales, Aspergillaceae. The record is from RefSeq and is a predicted model, not a curated record. The coding region runs from base 1 to 3069 and encodes 1022 amino acids. Gene Ontology annotation, cellular component: endoplasmic reticulum membrane. The transcript has a single exon.